Molecule: messenger RNA, 1559 nt
Organism: Astrephomene gubernaculifera
Lineage: Eukaryota; Viridiplantae; Chlorophyta; Chlorophyceae; Chlamydomonadales; Astrephomenaceae
Source: the annotation of a GenBank genome assembly
AUAGCUGCAAAAUGAAAAUAACCCUGGGCUAUUUCGGAGGAAACGAGAAAUGAAGCGCUUAACUACCGGGACGCUCCUUGAAAGCCACCUCCAUGCCCUUCAACUCACUUCAGGCGCAGCAUCGGGCGCGGCUGUGGUGGAAGUGCUGCCUCCGUUCCCAACCGACGAGCUAAAGCCAACGCUGAAGUGCAAGUACAAGGACGUCAAGGAGCUCCUUGCAGCGACAUUCCCGAAGAACAGGGUUGAGAUCCACGAUAGCGUCUACGGCGGGCGCAAUGGUGGCAGCGGCAACUACAGCUACCGUGCCUGCCUGGCCGCCGGCGUGUGGGUGCGGCACGGGGAGGGCCGGGGUCGCAUCCUGUGCGCCGCACUGCUCCGCCUCAACCUGAAGCUGGACGCGGCCAGGACGGCGGAGGCGAGCAGGACACACGUGCAGCUCCUCUACCUGGCCACCCGCCCCGACUGCCGCCACCGCGGACUAGCCCGGCUGCUGCUGCGACACAUCCUGCGGGCGGCAGCGGCGCAGGGACACCAGUACGCCUCCGUGGUGGUGGGCGGGCGGGAUGUGCAGGCCUACUGGUGCCGCAUGGGCUUCUCCGCGGGGCCCGAGGGCUGGCAGGAGCCGCCGGGCGGGGUGCGGCGGGCUCGGGCGGGGGAGACGGAGGCGGUGCGGGCGGUGGUGGCGGCCAGUCGGCAGCACCAGCCGCACUCCGCCAUCUGGGUCACACCGCUGCAGCCGGAGCCGGGCGGCAUGACGUGGGAGGAGCGGGUCGCGGCUGCGGAAGCCCAAGUCAAACUGUCCACACCAGCAGCGCCAGCAGCAGAGGCAGCAGCAGCAGCAGCAGAGGCGGCGGCAGCAGGAGGAGCGGCCUCGGUGAAGCCGGCGGCAGCGGUGCAGGGGGCGUCAGCAGCGGCGCAGGGGGCUCCGGGGGGCGUGACGGCAGCGAUGGAGGUAGGGGAGGCAGAGGCAGCAGCAGCAGCAGCCGCAGGGGCGGCGGCGGUGGCGGCUACAGCAGCAGGGGCGCCCCCCGCGGAGGAGCUGCCGGAGCGCUCCUUCGUCUACAACAGGGGCAGCUCAGAUGAGGAAGAGGACGAAGAGGAGGUGGAAGAGGGCGGAGGGAAGGAGCAGCAGAGCGUCAUUGCUUCGGCUGCUGCCGGGGCCGCAGCUCAGCUCCCCUCGCAAGCCCCGCACACCUCCCCCACCGUGCGCCCACCUGCACGCCCGGGGCCGAACCCGUACGGCGACAUGUUUGGUAGCGAUGACGAUGGGGAGGGGGAGGAGCAGGUGGAUGACGAUGGGGAGGGGGAGGAGCAGGUGGAUGAUGAGCAGCGGGAAGCCAGCAGCGGGCGGCAGGGGCGGUGGGAGCGGGUGUGCGUGCAAGAGCAGCUAGGGCAGGCAGAACUGCGGGGGCAGCAGCCGCAGCGGGAGCAGCGGGAGGAGGGCAGCGAGCAGGACCAAGGGACGGCGGAGGAGGAGGCGAUCUCCUCCUUCACCCACGUAGAUAGCGGAGGCGAGCUGGAGCGGGGUCGGGGGGCGGAGGGCGGCACGGGUGCCGAGG